This is a messenger RNA of Agrilus planipennis (emerald ash borer), 2024 nucleotides long. RefSeq names its product dual oxidase maturation factor 1 (gene mol). The transcript has 9 exons. Gene Ontology annotation, cellular component: endoplasmic reticulum membrane. Gene Ontology annotation, molecular function: G protein-coupled receptor activity. The record is from RefSeq and is a predicted model, not a curated record. The coding region runs from base 557 to 1825 and encodes 422 amino acids. NCBI's taxonomy places the organism in Eukaryota, Metazoa, Arthropoda, Insecta, Coleoptera, Buprestidae. Gene Ontology annotation, biological process: protein transport; G protein-coupled receptor signaling pathway.
UAAAACUGCAGCACAUAAAAAUUGUCUAGAUAAGAAGUGUGUCUUUGGUAGGAGUGAAAUUCCGGUUGUAACACUUCAGGCACAAGGUUAUUUUGCGGAAAGCGAUCACAUUCGACCUUGUCAAAGACUUUUUAUUCGAAAUUAUGCUUGCUCGUCAAGAACUCUCCCCUCUUGGUUAUAAUUUUUGUUAAUAACACAAUAACAGUACUGGCAAGUAGUAACAUUAGUAGCCACUGUAUAGUCACCGUUCACUCGUCAGGUUUCUCUCGUUCUCAGCCAGCGCGUAGUAUAUGGCAGAAUUAAAGUUGUUUUGGUGUAGUAAAUCUGUAUGGCCACACUAAUAACAAUGGAAAAUAAUGUAAUGUGAAAGUGUGAAAAACAGUAAUUGUUAAUGUGUAUCAUUUAAUUAACGGAAAGGAGUAUAUCUCAAGUGUCAUCUUUUUACAUAGAUCCAAAUUAAACAGGAAAGCUGAUAAUAGAGACAAUUGCAUACAGUGUAUUUGCAAAAUAUUAUUUUUUUGUUGCUGUUAACGAGGAAGAUUAGCAUUGUACAACAAUGAAAGGCUGGUUUGAUGCCUUUCGAAGCGAUGGAGGACCAACACUUUACAAUUUCAAUAAUCGGACAGCUGUUACCGGCGAUGUCACUCUUAUAUCAUUUAUCACCAUUUUCUGUACGAUAUAUGUAGCUUUUUUAAUUAUUUACCCUGGAAUUAGAAAAGAAAGAUUUUCAACCUUCUAUACAGUAACACUGAAUUUAUUUGUUGGAGCAACUAUUUUAGUGUCCCUAUAUGGUUCUGGUUGGCAUGUAGGUAAGACAUCCAUAAUCAGUACAUACAGAGCAUUUUCAAGGGAGAAGGUCGCCGCCGAUUUGGGUGUUUACAUUGGACUUAACCAUGUCAAUGUUACUUUACAAGCAUCGCCAGCAUCCAACUGGACUUCUGAUAUAGAAUUCAACGAAAGAUUCGAUUGGAAAUCAGCAGAUAAACUGGAAAGUAAUUUUCGAGAAGCUAUAACGCGAGGUCUUCCAUUUCCUAUUCUCACCGUAGUUGAAUACUUUAGUUUAGGCCAAGAGGGCUUAUCGUGGGGUGGACAGUACAGAAUAGCUGGAUAUUACGCCACAAUUAUGCUUUGGACCUCCUUCACCACAUGGUUAUUAAUGAACAUGUUACUAGCUGCAGUCCCCAGGUAUGGAGCCAUGUUAAUGACCAUUUGUGGUCUAUUACUUAUUAGUACAGUUUUUGGGUACAUACAGAUGUUACCAGAAAACCCUCUAGUGAUACAUAUUGAAGGUAGCACGAUAGAUUUCCAAUUGGGAUGGUGUUGUUGGUUAAUUUUAGCUGCAGGAACGAUUUGCUUAAUAUCUGGUUUGAUAAUAACAGCAAUCGAAAUUUUUUAUCCUCACAGUUUUUCCACCAUUUUGGAAGUGAAUUAUGAUACGCCAUACGAUCGCCACAUUCUAAUCGAAGAUAGUCAUGGAAAACGAUUUCAGAAGAAGAGAUCAAGCAGCGGAAAAUUGGAAGAAACAGAAAAUUUCGGUACAAGAAUUCUAAGGAGGUUAUCAUCAAAAACCCGUGACGAUAAAGUUCCUGAGAAGAAAACUGCCGACAACCAAGUUUUUGAAAUGGAUACUCCUCAAUCGCCGUGGAUAUAUCAGAUACCUAGAACUACUAUGUCUACUCCAAACGUGAGAUAUCCUGCGUCUUCUAAAUCAUACACAGAAAUAUCUUUGCCAUAUAGUGUACCUGCAAGCAGAGAUAUUCAAAGGGGAGAUUUACCAAGGUUAACAACCAAAAAGCUCUUCACUGGGAUGGAAUCAUUGGACUAAUCUAUUAAAGAUGAUAUAAUCGUAAGUAAUCUCGUUCACUUAGGUCCAUUUUCCAAAUUUUAAAAUAAAAUGUACUAAUGUUUGAAUUGUAACUUUAAGUUAUUUUACCACAAAUAUUAGGCAUGAGUAAACAAAGGAAGGAGGCAGAUUUUAAUUAACAGUUUCUGUGAUUUUGAUAUAGUAACUAGAACAAUAUAAA